AUGAGCAAAAGAAAGACUUCCACCAUCUUGGAUUUUUUUCAGAAAAAUAACACCGGUCGCAACAUUUGGGGGAAUGAGGCUGCAGCAAUUGAGGCAUCCCAACAACAGGGUAAAGCAAAGACUUCCAGUUUUCAAAUUGAAGAAAUUUCUCCCGAAGCUUUAGAACGAUUUAAUGAUCCUUCGCUAAAACUGGAAAAUGUGGAACCUCCUCAAUGGUCGCCUCAAAGUGAAGCUGGUUUUCUGGAACCUUUAAAGUCCUCUAGUUACGAAAAUGAAAAGGUCAGUAUGCCAGAGGUAAUGCUUUGCCCUGUUUGCGAAAUUAAUUUUUCGGCUCUUUCUGUUGAACCCAAUGAGCAUGUGAAUGCCUGUCUCGAUGGCCGAACGCCCGAAACUUUUGCUAAAAAUGCUAAAACGAAACUAUCUUUAUCCUCCGCGAACACACAAGAACCGGAUACAAUCGUUGUUGAUCCUAGAAACACGCCUUCCUUGGAGGCUGGUAAACUCGCGAAAAAAUCCAGCCUUGUUCCUUUUUAUAAGCUCAUGCCAUAUAGUAUGCCGUUCGCCGUUGAUGCUUUCAGCUAUGGAGCUAUUGACGGUGUUGAAGCUUACUUUUUAUCUCACUUUCACUCUGAUCAUUAUGGUGGAUUGUCCUCGAAAUGGGAACAUGGACCUAUAUAUUGCUCCGAAGUUACCGGAAACUUACUUAUCAAUGUCCUUCACGUGGACGAGAAGUAUAUUCACAAGCUUUCGUUAAACGAGCCCCACAACGUCCUUGGUGUUACUGUUUACCUAAUUGACGCAAAUCAUUGUCCGGGUUCGACAAUGUUUUUGUUUGAAACUCUUCAUGAGAAUAAGACAAAGAGAGUCCUUCAUUGUGGUGAUUUUCGAGCUUCUCGGUCACACGUUACCCACCCGGCUUUGCAAGAUAAAACCAUUCAUAAAUUGUAUUUGGAUACUACUUACCUAAACCCGAAGUUUACCUUUCCUUCACAGAAAGACGUAGUUGAUGCAUGUGCUCGCAAAGCACUAGAUGUAAAGAAUGCUGCCAACUCGAGAUUGCUAGUUGUUGUUAGCACAUAUAGUAUUGGCAAGGAAAAGGUUGCCAUAGCCAUAGCGAAAGCACUUUCCUCCAAAAUUUUUGUCGUACCUAGAAAACGACUUAUUAUUCAACAGCUUGGUAACCAAGAAUUGCUGGAUUUGUUAACAGAUGACCCUAGCCAGGCAUCAGUUCAUAUGGUAACUAUGGGUGGUAUACAACCCAGCUCUCUUUUGGAAUAUCUCGAGCAACAUAAUUCAUUUGAGCGAGUAAUUGGAUACCGGGUCACUGGAUGGACGUUUCAACCCCUCGAAAAACGAGCUGAUCUCAGCAGUAACCUUGACUCUAUUAUUUCUCGGCCACCACAGUUUGUGUCUCAUGACUUGCGUGCAAUGAGAGGAGCAAGUGACAAAGUUGCUGCAUUUGUAGCUCCCUACAGUGAACAUUCUAGUUUUUAUGACUUGACUAUGUUUUGUCUCAGUAUGAAUAUCCUCUCCACGAUUCCUACGGUCAAUAUGGGUAGCGAGCGAUCUCGAGAAAAAAUGCAAAUUUGGCUAGACCGGUGGGCAUGGCGCCGCAAGAAACAAGGCUUGCUUUCUUUGGACGAUAUUAAAUGGGUUACACAUUAG
Schizosaccharomyces cryophilus OY26 is the source of this 1665-nucleotide messenger RNA. RefSeq names its product DNA 5' exonuclease. Lineage: Eukaryota; Fungi; Ascomycota; Schizosaccharomycetes; Schizosaccharomycetales; Schizosaccharomycetaceae. Gene Ontology annotation, molecular function: 5'-3' DNA exonuclease activity; damaged DNA binding. The record is from RefSeq and is a predicted model, not a curated record. The transcript is spliced from 2 exons. Gene Ontology annotation, biological process: interstrand cross-link repair; protection from non-homologous end joining at telomere; double-strand break repair via nonhomologous end joining. The coding region runs from base 1 to 1665 and encodes 554 amino acids.